CGGCUUCGCACUGGACUGGCAGUGGGUGACUCGUUGACUGCGGCGACGGUAAUGUAGGCAACAUGGGAGACGCAGUGGGAUUUACCGUGACCAGUCUGUGAGGAGCGUCGGGAACAUGGCGGAGAGGUUGGAGUGGGUUGAGAUCAUCGAGCCGCGCACGCGGGAGCGCAUGUAUGCCAACCUGCUGACGGGUGAGUGUGUUUGGGACCCUCCACAGGGGGUAUGCAUCAAGCGGACCGGUGAGAAUCAGUGGUGGGAGCUAUUUGACCCCAAUACCUCGCGCUUCUACUAUUACAACGCCUCCACCCAACGCACAGUUUGGCAUCGGCCCCAGGCAUGUGACAUCAUCCCCCUGGCAAAGCUGCAAACCCUGAAGCAGCACACUGAUGCUACCAACCCCCGUCCUGCAGGAGGAGGAGGAGGACGAGCGUCAGCAGACAACAGCCCGGGACGGAUCAGUGGCGUCAGCCGAGAGGGAAGCACUUCCUCUUCCCUGGAUCAGGAGCUGUCUGAAAAACAGGGCAACAGAGAGGAGACAGACAGGACUUCUCCCUUCAGGUGGAACACUGGUACGAAAGAGCGAAUGCUGAUCAAGGUGACAGACAGAGAGCCCAGUUUUUUGGCCCACCAAGGAAAUGGUUACUCCCCCUGUGACCCCCCCACCCCUUGCGCUCCUUCUGGAGGGGGCUCCACUUCACGAACACGACCCUCUGGAGGAAACCCACCAUCAGACUCUGAUGGCUCCCCCGUUCUCUAUGCCGACCGCCGUCAGUCUCCCUUCCUGAAGCGCGCUGAGCUUGGUGGAACCGGCACCCACCGCCGCUCCUCUGAUUCACAGCCUCCCUCGCCUCGCUAUGCCUAUGAACCCCCACUGUAUGAGGAGCCGCCAUCAGAGUACCAGCCCCCUCCUAUCUAUGAGGAGCCUCCCACUGACAUGCAGCUCUCUGACUCCUCUUCCUUUUACGGUACUGGCAAGUCACCAGCUCACAAGUCUUCAGCCCCCCUCUAUCACUCUCCCAAACAGGGCCAGUCGCCCUAUGGCCAGCUGGUUCUGACCAGGCAAAAGUGUCCAGAAAAGACCCAAAGUCUGGAGUACAGUCCUGUGGGGAAGGAGUAUGUCAAACAGCUGGUCUACGUAGAGCAGUCAUCUUCCAGUCCUCGCUUCAAGACUGCCGACCGCCUGCUCCGUUACGGCACUAGUGGGGGCUAUGGUGGCUCUUAUGGGGGGUCCUAUACUCUGCAGCACAGCCAGUCUCUGAUCAGGGACCCCCGCCUACUGCUGGAUUACAGUGGGGAGGGUGGAGAGGGAGGUCAGAGGUUGCUUUAUGAGGACUCCAUAUCCUGGACAUCCGGCCAGACCCACUCCCUCUCCUCCUCCUCUACAGGUGGUCUUGAGGCUUUCUCUCCUGCAGGAAACCGCAAACGCAAGAGUCGAAAGCCCUCCCUCCCUCAGGAGCUGGCAUAUUGUGGGGGCCCAGAGGGGGAGCUAACAGGCACAGCAUCCGAAGCAAUGCUAGCCCAGGCAAGGCUUGCGUGGGAGGCCCAGCAGGUGAUGAAACAGAGAAGUAGUUGGGACUCGGGUCAGGGAGGUGGGGUUGCCCAAGGUGGCUGCUCCAAAGAUGGCUACGAGAGCGAUGGGGCCGUUCCACUGCCGUUACCGGGGCCAGUGGUGAGGGCAUUCAGCGAGGAUGAGGCACUAGCACAGAGUGACAGCCACCACCACUGGAAACGCAGCACCUUUGACCGGCUAGGCUUCCCUCAGGCUCUGCUGGAGAAAAGCCUCUCUGUCCAGACCAACCUGGCCUCUCCUGAGCCUUAUCUCCACCCAUCACAGUCGGAGGACCUCGGAGCCUGUGCCCAGUUUGAGGCCAGUCGAAAUGCCAGGAAUAUGAUGCCGAGUGCCAGCUGUGGCAUCUUCCCAGAAUUCACCCUGAGGAAGCCCUCCUCUGAGACUGACAUCGAGAACUGGGCAUCUAAGCACUUCAACAAACACACGCAGGGUCUGUUUAGAAGAAAAGUUUCCAUUGCCAACAUGCUGGCCUGGAGCAGUGAGCCCAUCAAGAAGCCAAUGAUCGUGACCUCAGAUCGCACAGUUAAGAAGGAGGCAGUGGACAUUUUUAAGCUCAUCCAGACCUACAUGGGGGACCGUCGCUCAAAGGUUGACCCCCUCUCUGUGGCUCUGGAGGUGGUGGUACGUGGGUGGAGUAACCAGGGCCUGCGUGAUGAGCUCUACAUCCAGCUUUGUCGUCAAACUACAGAGAACUUCCGCUAUGACAGCCUGGAACGAGGCUGGGAGCUGAUGGCUAUCUCUCUGGCCUUCUUCCCCCCCACACCCCGUUUCCACAACUACCUGGAGGGCUACAUCUACCGGCACAUGGACCCACUCAACGACACCAAGGGAGUAGCCAUCAGCAGCUAUGCUAAAUACUGUUACAGGAAACUAACUAAAGCUGCACUGACUGGACCCAAGAAGGGCCUGCAAAAGCCCUGUCUGGAGGAGAUCAUGCAUGCCAGAAAUGCCAUCUUCAGUCCCUCCAUGUUUAGUUCCUCGCUGGAGGAGGUAAUGGCCCUGCAGAAGGAGAGGUAUCCAGACAGCCAGCUACCUUGGGUGCAGACUCGCCUCUCUGAAGAGGUUCUGGGACUUAAUGGGGACCAGACAGAAGGCAUCUUCAGAGUACCAGGUGACAUUGAUGAAGUCAAUGCCCUCAAGCUGCAAGUGGAUCAAUGGAAAAUUCCAACAGGACUGGAAGACCCACACAUCCCAGCAUCCCUGCUGAAGCUCUGGUACAGGGAGCUGGAGGAGCCCCUGAUCCCUCACGAGUUUUAUGACGAGUGUAUCAGUCACUAUGACAACCCAGAGGCAGCCAUCAAUGUGGUGCUGGGUCUGCCACACAUCAACAAACUGGUGCUCUGCUACCUCAUCCGCUUCCUACAGGUGUUUGCUCAGUCUGCCAAUGUGGUCAUCACCAAGAUGGAUGUGAACAACCUGGCAAUGGUCAUGGCUCCCAACUGUCUCCGCUGCCAGUCAGACGACCCCAGGAUCAUCUUUGAGAAUACUCGCAAGGAGAUGUCCUUCAUCCGUGUGCUCAUCCAGCGACUGGACACCAGCUUCAUGGAUGGAAUCCUAUAGCCCCCCAACACCACCACCACUGCCUCUAAACACACACACAAACUUAACUCCCACCCUCCUUUACACUCCCUUUAAUCCCCGCGAUGACAGGCCUCUACGCUCUCCCCCAGCACAGGGACAUCAUACAUUCAUUCUGCUGCUGGGUGAAUACCUCACAUCUCCAACAUGUUUACUUUCCUAGAACUAACUCAACUGAUCUGACUCUGUCCUCUGUACAUUUUGAGUUGAACCAGCUGUUUUUCUUUUUCUGCCGCUAUUGGAGUGACAAGGUGUUUCAUAUAGUACUGUGUGUGCCUUCACAUGCACUAAUCGACUUUACAAAUAGAAUAUGAAGGAAUCAGCAGGGAUCUCAUCAUGUCAUCGGAGUCAUGUUUCACUGGUUCAUUUUAAAUCCAACUUGUAAGUUUGAAAUGAACUGGUGUUUGUCUUUGUUUUCUCCUGCUCACACACACAUACACUGUCAUACUGACACGCACGCACGCACGCACGCACACAUGCACUCACACACACACUCACACACACACAGUACAGGCACACAUGCUCAGCCCCAGGAUUUCACCCUCUGCUGUGAACACCACAAUCCGACACAGCAGGAAUUCUGCCUCUGUCAAGCCCUGGCUGAACAACGCAUCCAGCACCAGAUUUUCACAACAAGUGAAUCCUAACUGCACUGUUCUAUCACUGUCUAAUGAUAUCAUAUUAUCUGUUAGAUUCUCCGACUGAGAGGUGAUGCUGUGACCAACGUGUUUUCACAGGCAGCAAACAGAACUUUUCACACUGCCAGAGUAGGAGCUGAAAACUCUUCACUGCAGCACACGUGUGCUGCUUCCAGGGAACAGACAGGGAGAGGAGAAGACUGAACCUCACUUCAUUCUGUUAAAGGAGCGCGAGGAAGACAGUGAUACUGUGACAGUUGGCCUCUUAGCCAUCAAGUGACGAGAACAUGGACAGUGAAUCACCCAGAGUUGUGCACAGUUUCCAAGUUGUUGGACAGACACAUUAUUAUAGACAGUGUUUAAGUUAAUUUUAGUUUGAAGUUAAUGCAAAAUAGUGAACAGUGUCACUCAGUGUACUUCAUGGCUGAUUGUGAUCACUGACUCUACAUGUUACUUUGCACAGGCUCUCUUUCGGUCUCCAAAAACUCUGGAUUUACCUUUCUCAUAUUGAUUUAAAUGUCAUCUCAAACCAUCUCUUAUUCUCUCCUCGCUGCUGUAGGCACUGAUGUCAGGUAUGAAAUAGUCUGUAUUUACAUAGCACUUUUCAAGUCUUGAUGACCACACAAAGCUCUCUUCACUACAGUUGAGCCUUUCAAAUAGUGCAUCUGUGUGCAGUACUUUCUCGAACACACAUCAAUUCCACACUGCCAGCACAGUCGUCCAAAGUGUUCCUGUAUUGUUACACACUUGUAAAGUUCAAAAGACUGAUGCCACAUCGGACUGAGGUGGCUGUGCACUGACCUCUCUGCCAGCUACAGCAAAGUUAAGGUGCAACUUAAAGGAAUGAAUCAUUUAAUUUUAGGAUUUAUCCCUGGUGCCCUUUACAUUGAUGUAAUGAAUAAUAUUAUUUCAUUAUUAGUUAAUGCAAUUGGGAAAUUUAUAGAAAAAAUUAAAUAUUAAUAAUAAUAAAUAUUUGUAGACCACAUUGUACCAAGCAGUUGUCCAUUAUACUUACAUACUUUGGUACGUAAUUACAGACAAACAUUCUACUAAAAGUCCAAGAUGAAGUUUAGGGGGUCCUGCACACAGCCUGUUCACAAUAAUAUAAACGUUGUACUAAUGCCUUUCAUACACUCCAUUCAAACAACACUUAGAAUAUGCAACCGAAUGUGCUGUAGUCAGAGGCUGUUGAUAGGUUCCAGUUUCACACUGACUAUAAGCAGUCUGAGUUUCCAGUGUUAGGAAGUUCAGUGAUUACACGUAAUCAUAUCGUAAGGAAUCAGACGGACUUUGAACCCUGAACUUGAAGCAGCUUCUCACUGUGAGUCAGUGUAUCACACUGUCUUCAGAUCGGUCAUAACAGGUAAUCAAACAGGUAGUGGCUUUAAUCUGGUUGUACUUGUUAACAAGGGGACACUGAGGCUACGCCUCUACAUGCUGAUGAUUAAGUUUCCUGGUGUUCUUCCCAUUCAGUCCAUGUGACAUGAAUGCAGCAUCACUCUUCCAACACUUGCACAGCAGCCACUAUGGCCAAAGCGUCAAUCAACACAAGCAAAGAGAAGUGGUGUCGUCAUCACAGAGCAAGUCAGACAAACGCUUCAAUCACCUGUCAUAGAGAAACUGUGUCUGGGGUGAAUGACUGAAUGACACUGCAGCUGUUGUUUGGUGUCCAUGUUCUGAUCACUCAACAUGGUGGAGGGCAGUCAUGUGACAUGUACAGCCUCCUGUACCCCACAGUGUUCAGCUGCUCUUACUGUGCAGACAGAGAAACAGUGAAUCUCACCUCGGCUCCAUGGAUCUGCUCUCAAAACAAACCCUCCACAUCAGUCAGAAUCUGUGUCCACUGUGACCAAAGCUCACAGCAGGAGGGCAUGCUCCUCCAACCUCACCUUCAUCCUGCCAACCUCCUCUCCUCCAUCCUCCACCCUCUUCACCUUCAUCCUGCCAACCUCUUCUCCUUCAACUUCAUCCUGCCAACGUCUUCUCCUCCAUCUUCCCCCCAUCCUAACCACCAUAAUGCCACUCUCUUUACCACCAUCCUGGCAUCCUCUUCUCCUCUAUCCUCCAUCCUCCCACCUCUCCACCCUCCUCUCUUCCAUCCUUCCUGCUCACCUCCAUCCUUCUUGCUAACCUCCAACCUCCCAGGCUCUUCUCCUAAAUCCUUCCACCUCACCUCCACCCUCCUCUCCUCCUCUCCUCCACCCUCCUCUCCUCCAUCCUUCCUGCUCAUCUCCAUCCUCCUCUCUUCCAUCCUUCCUGCUCAACUCCAUCCUUCUCGCUAACCUCCAACCUCCCAGCCUCUCCUCCAUCCUUCCAUCUCAUCUCCAGCCACAACCUCACGUGAUCUGACAGCAGAGCAUCAGUCCACCCAGUCACUGAGCGAUAGGCCUUUCUGCUCACUAAUGCUUUGUGAAUGCAUGUACCUGUGUGCGUGCUUGUCUGUCCUCCUGUCUCAUGGUUUACACAAUCUGAUUCUCUUACAUCCACAUUUGUCUCUGUCUAUGAUCAGCUACUGCUGUGUAUUCAACUCAUUUGAGAUUUGUGCUGUAUUUAACAGAAUUUCUAUGUUUUUUAACCCGUUCUUUUUAUAUAAUUUAAUUUAUUUUAUAUUUAUUUGAGAUUUCCUUAAUGCCUUCUCCAGAUACAGUAUUAUAGCCUCCUGUAUGUGUGCACGUGUGUUUUUCUUACAACACGUGUAUGUAUAUGUAUGAUUGUGUGAAUGUAGUUAGGCACCUGUGUAUUGAUGUACGACUGUGUGAAUCUUGCUGUAUCAUUUCGAUUCAUUAGGGUUUUUUGUAACACGACUGAAAUUGAUUGUGAAUACUUAACACGCACACACACACACGGACAAUCCUGAAAAAAACAUUAUAUUCCAUCUUAAAGGUCCAAAUGACAGUGUCAGUUAAUCUUAAGCUAAAUUACACUUUUUUUGUUUGUGUCAGUGUGUGUGUGUGUGUGUGUGCGUGCGUGCGUGCGUGCGCGUGUGGCGUACAGCUCACUCAAGAUAGAUAAUGUGUAUAUUGACACUGUACAGACUAUGUAAAAACAAGUAUAUCCAGAAACGAGAGGAGAGGCACCAUAUGUGAUAGUGGAACUUGCUGUGUCACAUGUUGGGGGUGUAGGAUCUUUUUUUGUUUCUGAAGUCUUGUUUCAGUGUAAAUCUCCCUCACGUUGUUAGAGGUCUACGAGUGGCAGUUGAAGGCGACUCUGAACAGUCUGUGGACACACAGGUCUCUACCUAUCAUACACUGUGUGUUCCAGUGUCACAAUGAUCUGUCACUCUUUCCAGAAACAGGUGAUGUGUAUGUGUAAGAGAUUGAUUCCUUCAUGUGUCGUAAAGAUUAUGGGCUGCAUAAGUGAGCUCUCCAUCUCCAGUAAAUGCAUCAGUGUGUCACUGAACCAAGCUUCAAAGAUUCUGAACACUAACACACUGCCUCCCUCAUAAUCCAUCCUGCUAAAAAAUAAAGACAUCAGAUCCUCAUGGGA
Molecule: messenger RNA, 7272 nt
Organism: Pleuronectes platessa (European plaice)
Lineage: Eukaryota; Metazoa; Chordata; Actinopteri; Pleuronectiformes; Pleuronectidae
Gene: arhgap39
Product: Rho GTPase activating protein 39
Exons: 11
Coding region: 116-3130 (1004 amino acids)
Biological process (GO): signal transduction
Cellular component (GO): cytoplasm; cytoskeleton
Molecular function (GO): protein binding; GTPase activator activity
Source: RefSeq, a predicted model, not a curated record